CGGAAUCCAUGAUGAUGGCGGGUAAGAAUGAACUUACGAUUUCUCCACGAAGAUUACAAGCACGUAUGGUGGAGGAUUAACCAGCAAUAUAAGGAGGAGAGCGUCUCAAUGCAAAAUCGACCGACGGUGAUGGUCCGAGCGACGUCCGUUCAACGUCCGUUUGGCGCCCCUUGUCGAUGGCUUCUUAUGCCACAGAAAAACAAAGUGCCACUCGACAGUAUUUGCUGCACAUUGUGGCCCAUCGUCAAGGGCUUGGAUGUUGGUUGUAAAGCUAUGAAUCGAAGCAAAGUGGCAAGAUUCCCUACACUCGAGUCGGAAAUGAGCGGACAAACAAUGAGCAUCUUCAAAACUCACCCUCAAUACGACAUCCCACAAGUACCUCGCCGAUAUCCCCUCUUCUUCGUCUCCUCUCCUGUCAGCGUCACCCAAGUCCAUUUCGUCUUCGAACCCGUCGUUGUCGUUCUCAGCUCCCCCAACUCACCGGAUAUCUUCUUACGAAAAUCCUUCUCCAGUCCGAACAUAUGUCCCAACUCUACGCGCUCUUUCAGGUUCGGAAACCAUAUCUCGUCCCUCGAAGUGGUAUGACCUUAAUACGAUCGAGGCCCGUCGUCCGCAUCAUCUGUACAAACUCCCGAUCGUCGUGGAGGUUGUACAUGCUGAGGAUGUGCAUUGGAAUCUCCGGUAUGAAGUAGUCGACAGCGAGAGUCCCCACGAUACGCCGUUAUAUAUCUCUGUCAGACAGGUAUUUCGCUUCGAAGUCCGCCAGCGACUGGCGAACACCCUCUUUCAGCUCUGCGCUGCCCGUCCUAGGAUCCCAGACUUCUUUCGAAGGGCGAAGUUCUGCAUCUUCUGAGUCGGUUCACAGAGAGAGGUGAAAGUGUGCUGAGAAGUCGAAGCCGUCGACGCUGUC
Messenger RNA from Stereum hirsutum FP-91666 SS1, 910 nucleotides. RefSeq lists its product as uncharacterized. The record is from RefSeq and is a predicted model, not a curated record. The annotation marks the transcript as partial. NCBI's taxonomy places the organism in Eukaryota, Fungi, Basidiomycota, Agaricomycetes, Russulales, Stereaceae. The transcript is spliced from 4 exons.